This is a messenger RNA of Sitodiplosis mosellana (orange wheat blossom midge), 1520 nucleotides long. RefSeq lists its product as uncharacterized. The transcript is spliced from 5 exons. Lineage: Eukaryota; Metazoa; Arthropoda; Insecta; Diptera; Cecidomyiidae. The record is from RefSeq and is a predicted model, not a curated record. The coding region runs from base 1 to 1158 and encodes 385 amino acids.
AUGGAUGAAAAUGAUGCAAAUGAAUCUGUUAGUGCAGACGGUGACCGUGAGAAUAACGAACGAAUAAAAAAAAAACGAACUGCAUCAUCAAAGGGAGACGCUGGUGUUUCGGAGAAGCGGAAACGUGCCCAACCGAACAGGCUCGGAGUCGAUAACGGUAAUAAGGACCACUAUUUUGCAGAAGACAAUUUGCUUGAUGAUGACGAAGAAUGGGGAACACAAUCUUCCGGAUCUGAUUGGGAAUGUGAAUCUGAACCAAACGAGAGUGAUUCAUUCAAAGGCAAUGAACUUUCGAAAUCGGAUUUCAAUUUUUCAGUCAAACAGAUUUCGCGAAUUGAAGCCAAAAUCAAUCAAAUUCAAGCAGUUGUUCUGCAAAUUCAGCGGUUGUGCAUUUCUUCAAAAGUUGGUCGUGAGUUUUCCGGUGUCCAAACAAGUUUUGAUGAAUUGCCAUUGGGGACUGUAUCAUCUUUAGACGAAUUUAAUGCCAAAUUGGAUGAGUCAUCCUUUCGGAAGCAGGCUUUCGAGCAUUUGGCAAUGAUAAAUGGCGUUUGUGGUGAUAAAACCGGAUCGAAAAUUAUUCGGUCAAUUGUAUUUGCGACGGUUUCUCGAAACAUUCUCGCUCAAUACACUUGGACGGGAAAAUCAAGUAAACAGAACACCAAAUUGGACUUCGUUUCAAAGAAAAAUAUGAUUCAAUUGUUCUUUGAUGUCGUACGAGUAUACGACCCACGAUACACGAGAGCUGAAUGCGAAGACGAUCUUAAAUACAAAAUUUUCAAAUACGUCUACAAACAAGUAGCGCCUUCGACACUAGUGGUAACGAAUACAGAAAAUUCAGUACCACAGUCAUCAACACAAAAUCCCCCUCCAAACGCAUCACCAACCGAUCCGCAAUACACCACCUUGCAACCAAGACAAAAUGUCGACCCGCAUCAAAUGCAUCCAUAUGCAUAUCCACCUCCAUAUGCCCAGCAACAUCUCACUGGAUCUCAACAUGCACCCCCCAAUCCAGCUCAGCAUGCAAUUGUCACUGGAUCUCAACAUGCACCCCCCAAUCCAGCUCAGCAUGCAAUUGUCACUGGAUCUCAACAUGCACCCCCCAAUGGACCUCCGCCUGGAACAUUCGCACCAUACACCAAUUAUACAUAUUCGUAUUAAUUGCACCUCAAGUGUUUAACUUAGAUGAAAAAACCUUUUGAUACACCUUCAUUUUUUGAUGAUAAUUUGAAGUAUUUAAUACCAAAUUCAAUUUUUUCAUACCCAAUUGUUUUAAUGCAACCAAAGCAACAAACAUCUGUAGAGAAAAUUGACUUCUGAAAUUCCUAUAUAUACUACAUAGUCCAUGGAAUGUGUUAUAUAUUGUAAUGUCUUUUGCUAUUUUAUACCAAUUUCAAAUUCAUUUUUUGGACUAAUUUGCUAGAACAAAAUUACUCUAAAUCCAAAUGCAGCGAUAUCAAAAUGAAAGAUUUCAAGUUAAACAUUUAACGUACAAUUACCUCGAAGAAAUAUGUUGCAAUUGA